Molecule: messenger RNA, 2945 nt
Organism: Halichondria panicea
Lineage: Eukaryota; Metazoa; Porifera; Demospongiae; Suberitida; Halichondriidae
Product: glutamine-rich protein 2-like
Exons: 12
Coding region: 42-2834 (930 amino acids)
Source: RefSeq, a predicted model, not a curated record
UCCCCCUACACUUUAGUUGCCUAGUAACUGUGUGGGUCUCAAUGGCGACUGCUGAUCUUGUACAUCUCAUAGACCUCUCUUUGGGGACCCAACCAUGUGGGGUGGUCAACUUCAACUAUCUCCAUGGGCUCCUCCACGAGAUUUGCAAGAGGCUGGUACAGCUAGAGGGCUUGCAAGGGCCGACAAUCCUCUCCCUACCCUCCCUCCCCGAGGCCAUGGUGGAGUCUACCAGGGACUCCGUAUCAGGUUCAGCUAAGGAUUUAGUAACGGAUUCAACGAAAGAUUCAACAAAAGAUGUAACGAAAGAUUCAACGAACGAUUCUUCAGCAAAAGAUUCAACGAAUGAUUCAAGAAAGGAUUCUUCAGCCAAAGAUUCAACGAAGGAUUCAAGAAAAGAUUCUUCAGCAAAAGAUUCUUCAAACGAUAUUUCAGCAAAAGAUUCUUUAGCUAAGGAUUCUUCAGCAAAAGACUCUUCAAAAGAUUCAACAAAAGAUUCUUCAGCGAAAGAUUCAACAAAAGAUUCUUCAGCGAAAGAUUCAACAAAAGACUCUUCAGCGAAAGAUUCAACAAAAGACUCUUCAGUGAAAGAUUCAACAAAAGAUACUUCAAAUUCGAAGGUUUCAGUGAAUGAAUCAUCAGACGAAGACAAUGGAAAGUCUCAGAGUCUACGGAACACGCCCACUCCAUCACGACGGGCUGGUAGUGGCUUCUUCAAGUCUCGAUCGAGCUUUGUAUCAGCUGCCAAUGAUUUAGGAGCACUGGAAAGAAAGCUUUCAGAGCUAGAGUCUCGAGUCAAUACAAUGGAGUCACUUCCUGAUCUACUGGAGAAAAAGUCCUCAGAUUCACAAUCCACCCCUGCCUCAGAUCUGUGGAAUUUCACGAACCUGACCAAUCGAAUUGGAGCCAGCGAGGAAGGAUUAGACAAGGCCUUCAGCUUGAUUGAUGAUCUCCUUGGGGAAAUAAACAGCACCAGAGAGCAUGUGAACAGUCUUCACUCUAAUGUGGACAAUGUGGGACAAAAGUUGAGUGGUAGUCUGAAGAGUCUGUGCUCUCUAGAGGGGAAGGUGGAUAGCUUAGAGGAGCUCAAGUUAGCUGCAGCCAAGGACUCCAUGGGAGAUGCUGCUACUGCCGUAUUGAGUGAUCUCACUAGCAAAACAGGGUCUCUAGAGGAUGAAAUAAGUGCACUUAAGGCUUCACUGGAGGGCUUACCCGCUAACAUGUCUAAUCUAGUGACUCGUGAAGAUCUUGAAACCACUCUCUCCCAACAUGAUGAAGUGCUUCAACAGAGACACGAGGUUGACCGCAAGAACCAAUCAGAAUCACUCGCUUCAUUAAAGAUAGGGUUAGCAGAAUCUCAAGAAACUAUCGGGGAAAUAGACGAACGUGUAGGUACACUGAGAGAAGAGUUGGAUAAACUAAAGACACAAGUUCAGGAAACUGAGGCUGCCAUCUCCACCAAGGUCAACAUAUUAGACCUGACCUCCCUCAUGCCUCAGGCAGGGGGCUCAGAUGAGGGACCUAGUCUCAUGCCUAAACUACUGGAGAUGCAAAACAAGCUAACACAGGUUGAGGCUCAACUAGCCUCUGCGGAGGUACCCUCUGACAAGUUAUCUACGAUGCAGAGCGCUAUUGACCGUCUUCAAUCACAGCUCACCACUUUUGCCUCUUCUCUUGGCUCGACUGCUGAGGACCGCAAUAAAGUAGAGGAGCUCGGGUCACUAGUAGCUCAGCUAAGAGAGAGAAUGGCGGAACUAGACAGAGCUGUGACAGCAGUGAGCAAUGCAGUCUCCCAGGGAAUGGGACCAACAAGAGAGGCCUUGCCAGAAGAUGAAGCAGACAGUGCUAGAAAGUAUGUGGAUAUGAGUUCCUUUGAAGCACUACAAGAGUUGCUUGGACAGCUACACUCUGAGCAGGAGAGGCUCAUAGGAACGGCUGCGCAUCUGUCUCAUGAAGUAGGAGUCAGCAAAGAACACGUUAAGACACUGUAUGGAAAUGUUGAUGAUUUAAAGGACACGAAAGUAGACAAGGAACUAUUGGAAGUGGAAGUUAGAGCGAAAGCAGACAAGAAUGCUCUGGACGGUAAGGCUAGUCGUGAUUGGGUGGACUCAACGUUUGAUCGUCUGGAUCGUGAGAUUCGUGAAGCAGCCUCUAAACUACUGGGCCAGGAAGAGGCCCUCAAGAAUGCAAUGAAUCAGCUUGGGGAGGAUGUGGAGGGCAAGCUCGAUCGCUUGGAGCUGGAGCCUCUCAAGGAUUACUUUGAUAAAAAGUUAGAGCGUGUGAAGCCUGCAGCCCCAGUGGCAAUAUCAGAGGCUCUGGGAGACGAUGCUGCUGGUUUCAAGAGACCUCUUCGUGUCCGAUGUAUCUCGUGUGACAAGCCAGUGGGUGUCAGGCCCCUGGAUGCCAUCCCCACCCUCCCUGCUGGGGGGCUCUUCCCAGAUACACGAUCAUUCCGUCCUUACACCACUUACGAGUUAGAGCUCAUUAGGAGACAUCAGAAAAUAGGCUCCCCCGUGGUUGGCUCACUGCUGCCAAUCCUAGAGUACCCUCGCAGCAUACGCAGUGCUGGUGGGAUCCACACAAAGACACGACCUCAUCAGCGUAUCAGAGUGGCCCCUCUUGGACAAGGCUACAUCCCAGACCCCACCUACACCCCACCUCCACCACCAUCCAGACACACAGCAAGUCCAUCAGUCCAUGAAGAGUUAGAGAUAGUGGGACAUGAUGGACACGUGUACAAGGGAAGGUCAUCAAGGAACAGGCUGCCUCCCCUAGCCACUAAUUCCAGGACUGCUGGGAGACCUCGAGUGAUUCGACCCUCCACUGUCACAUCAUGAACUGACUAGACAGACUUUGUGUCCCUGUGUAUAGUAUCUGUGUUUGUAUGUAGAGCAGAACUGCUUUAUUACUGAUCAAUGUCCAUGCAGCUUUACCUCUCUCUAACCUUA